Molecule: messenger RNA, 3853 nt
Organism: Aphis gossypii (cotton aphid)
Lineage: Eukaryota; Metazoa; Arthropoda; Insecta; Hemiptera; Aphididae
Exons: 3
Coding region: 167-769 (200 amino acids)
Cellular component (GO): extracellular region
Molecular function (GO): chitin binding
Source: RefSeq, a predicted model, not a curated record
CAUGACCGGUCAUGGGCCUAGCACGAGUGAGCCGUCAACCGGCUUCCUUGUAUGUUCUCGAUAGACAUGCGUACGAUUCUCUUCUCGAUGAAACUUAUUCGCUACAUGUUCUUUUAGAAUAAUUUAGAAAAAAAUUUAAUUUAUAAAAUUUAAUAAUAAUUAAAUCAUGUAUUCUUCACAUUUGUUUAAUAUAGUUUUAUUAUGUUCAAUGCUCUCGGUCAUCUUCAUACCAAACAUUGGUGGUUCGGAAGAUGGCAAAAAAUCGAAGAGCGCCAGAGCGCUGGAGACACAAGACGCAGGAGGAGACGACGAUACGGACGGUUUGAACCAAAGAGAUAGGCUCGAGGACGAUGACGAGGAAACUACCAAAGUACCACCGGGAUUUCUGAGUCCGUCAGUGAGGGAAUACUUGGAACUAGGAAGGUCAAUUCCAGGCAAACCGGGCACGGACUACCCGGUGCUGGCCGUGGUGCCGUACACGGACUUCUAUUGCGACGACCAACCGUACCCGGGCUUCUUCGCGGACGUGGACACCAGGUGCCAAGCGUGGCACUAUUGCGACAUCGACGGCCGGCAAGCGUCGUUCCUGUGCCCGAACGGCACACAGUUCAGCCAGGCCGUGUUCGUGUGCGACUGGUGGUUCAACGUGAGGUGCGACCUCAGCAAGGAGCUGUACCACAUCAACGAGAGGCUGUACCGGACCACGCCGCGACCGGACAGGCCGCACAGGGUGCUCACCAAGGAGCUGCUCGACCAGAUAUUCCUCUGAUCGACCACUAUAUACGAUUUAUAUACAUGUCAUAAUUGUGUUUAACGUCUAUACAUACAUAUAAGUACAAGAUCUACGAUUUAAACUUUUUAAAUACGAUUGAACAAGACGACCGAGGCCGUUCGAUUGCUAAGUAUACCAGGAAGCUUCCAAAAUCAAACUUAAAUGUAACAUCGGUGUAUAAGACUGUUAAAUUCGUAAUUCCUCCCCCACUACCAUAAUAGUGGCGUCUUCUCUUUCUCACUCACACUCUCUCGCCGCGGUCUCUAUAUUAUAUAUUACUUUUUUUUUUUUAUGUAUAUUGUUGUUAUUUGAUCAUUGAACCGGCACAACAAUAUACUAUGGUCGACAUAUCAAGCUGCUUACAAAAAAAGCGCGUAAUUGUAAAAUUUGGUUUUAGCUAAAUUUUUGAAAUCUAUACAUAAUAAGUAGAUACUGAAAAUCAAGUCAACUUUAGAAAGUGACCAUGACGCCUGCGGCUCAUACUGAAACCUGUCAACAAAACGUCCACCGCCACCGCUAACAUAUAUUAUAUUAAUAUAACAUCGACUACUAGUCGACAAGACCUUUGCACCUACAUUUGCUCGUAUAUGCUCACGGCGAUAUGAUUUUUACAACCUGCGAACGUCACACGACUAAAACCGAAUACAAUUUAAUUUGCACAUUUAACGCCUGUAAUACGCUAUAAUAUAAUAUUACACACCGCGGCAAGUGACCUUAUAUAUCGUGACGACAACCGCCCACCAAGCGUACCUCGGUUGACAUCUCGACCGGGGGGUCCGCGGCAUUCAUAUCGCCUGAAAACAUCCUGAUACGAUAUUAUAUUCCAUAGGUUCACGAAAUAUUACACCGCGACCGAGUUAAAACUGUUUGGCCGUCGAAAGUUAUAUAUUACCAAAUUAUACAAUAAAUCGGUCUGGAGCAGUUAUACAUAGUGGUUAUUAGUUAUUAUAUAUAUUAUUCGAUUUCGACACUGCAUUACAUAUACAUAGCAUAUAAAUACUCCUAUAUUCGCGAUAAUCUUUUCAACAAAAUAAUAUUAUGAUCACAAAAAAAUUACGAUACGUGCGGUACAUAAUAGAAUAUUAUUAUACGCUCGUCAAAGAGAAUAAUCGUUUCAUCUCAGGACGGUGUAUAUGGACACACCACACAUUAGUGCUGUAUGUAAAUCGGACGCUCGCUCACACCGCGUUUGCAUCAUUCGUUGUGUACAAAACGCGUACUUCCAUCUAUUAUACUAUUGUCUAAAGGUCACUGCUUGUAAAUAUAUUUUUUUUGUUCGCUACAGAAACUACAUGUGUAAAUAAUAUAAUAUAUUAUCGUCAUACUUUAAAGCUAAUAAUGAUUUCCGAGAUGAUUGCAUUUGAUUCGUUACCAUAUAAAUCUAUAUUCUUAUAUACCCACUUAACAUAUUAGGUAUGUAUGGACGUUAUACACACGUUAUGUUCGCGAUUGUUAUGCGAAUAAAGGUCGAUGACUAUAUUAUAAUUUAUAACCUGUCAUAUACAUAUACAUUUUAAAAUUUCUAUUAUCUAAUAGGCAAAUCGCCUUUCUAAAUAGGUGACAUAUUUUUUCUUUAUAUAACUUAUUUUUUACGCCAUUUUAUACAUAUACCAUAUUAUAUUUAUUAUUAUUUAAGAUAAUUUAAGUACUAAAUUAAUAAUUUAAACGAGGAAUCCACCGAAUACCUACUGUACUUUAAUACUAAAUGUCAAUAUAUUUUUUUUUGUUUAUAAAUAGGUAUGUUAUAAUAUUAUAACUAACAUAAUAAUAUAAUCAUACAUAUUUCAUAAAAGGUAAAACGAUAAAAUUUAUGAAAUUAUUUUAUUUUGUUAUUUAAAAUUAUAGAUAUUAAAAAAAAAAUUAUAGUUGAACAAUUUAUUGAUAAAUAAUAUAUGAAUCAAAACCGAACAGCUAAAAUAGAUUAUUAACAUGUUUUAAGUCUAUACGUUGAUUCAAAUUAUACCAAAAUGUAUCAUAACAACUAUAUAGCUCCUAGAACAUCACUUCUAAAUUCAUACGAUUUUAGUGCAAUUAACCAAGUACCUAGUUGUAUUAUUAUAUUAUAAUAUCACAUAUUGAAGAUAGUACAUUAUUGAUUAUUCAAUGCAACUAGGUACUUAUAGUAUAUGUGUUAAACAAACAAACAACAUACUAAUUAUUCAAUUAUUUAUUUAACACUUAUAUAAUUACUUUAUUUGAAAUUGCACAAUUCAACAAACUCGCCACGAAUUGUACACCUAGUAUAUACGCUCAAAUAACUAAAACAUAUGGUUAUUAAUUUGUAAUCGUAUAUUUUCUGUUAAAUGAUUUAUACAAUUUAGAAAUAUAACUAUUGAUAAUAGUAAAAUAUUUAAGAAUUUUGAUUGUUAAGCACACUAUACAUAUUUUUAGACUAUUAAAAAGACAUUGUCGGGAUAAUUAAAAUACUCUUAAGAUAGGUUAGGUUAGAUAGAAAGAUAAUUUUUUAUUUUUACUAAGAAAUAACAGAUAAAUUUAUUUAUAUGUUUUUGUAAAGUAUAUGAAGUUAUUGAUUAUUAUUUUUUUUUAAUAUUAUUAAGUUAAACCAAACAAAUAGUAUUAAGUGUUAUAUAUUUAAAUAUUAAAAAUUUUCAACGAUGAAUUCCAUUAAUAUAGAUACAUAAUAUAAUUCUAAAGUUUAAUAAGUUAAUUGUAUUUAAAUCGGAAAUAGGUAUAUUUUUCAAAAAAAAAAAGUAACUAUUAGAUAAUUUUUUAUUAAUAUAGGUACUUAUACACUAAACAAACAGUUGCAAACAAUUAUCCAGCUUAUUAAACGAUAAUACUUUCCAUAUUUAAAAUAUCUUAUUUUACAUUUACACAUUUUCGAUUAGGUCAACCUCAACAUAAUAUGUACAUUGUACAAUGGCGGUUUAAGAGUUUAAGAUAAAUAAUAAUGUAUUUAAUGAUAGAACUAAUAAAUUUUAUCCUAUAGAAACAGAAUGGAGUUUUCUAUGUUCACAUAUUGUCAAAAGCAAGUAAAAAUGUAAAAUAUAACGAGAAGUUUGUUAUUUUUGGUGAAUUUAUGUUAUUAAUUUUGCUUAAUUAAAUGUAAUCGAUUAUUCA